AUGCUGUAUCUCCCUGCCACCUCUCUUCAGUAUCAGUAUGGGUCAACGGAUUACUUGUGCUCACCACGGCUGCUAAAAAAAGCAUCAUGUCACGAGAAGCCCGCCAUCAAGCCACGGCCGCAGCCGUCCACGACUCCCAGACCGCCAGUUGCACAGAAACCUCAAGUGCCCCCUAAACCUGCGCACCUGCUCGCUCUGGGACAAGACAAGAAACCCAAGAGGAUCCCACCGGCACCCUGCAGGCCUCUCCCGGCACCCCCACCGAAACCCAAACCCAGUUUUGUGUCUCCCGCAGUUGGAGCGCAGCCGCAAAAGGAAAUCCAGAAAGUGGGGCUGCUCAUCGAGAGGUUUGAAAAUUCAAGGGUCCCCAUUUUGGGGGCACUCCCCCUCUCCCAGCUGCACCUGUGUCUUAGAAUGGACACUGCGUGUAGUAUCAAUUCCUCCUGUGACCAGGACACCACGGCAAAGAUUGCCGGAGACUCCUCCCCCUUGAGCAAACUUGCACCCUCCUCCACAGAAGGAGUUGACGAUGUGGUCGAACUGUCCUGUCUGGCAUCCAUGCACAUGGACGGUUCUGAUGACACCCCGUUGGACGUGGAGGUGGACAUAGCACACGGUGAUGGUUGCCUUGAUGACAGGGAACGGGAUGACGGCUCCUCCCAUGAGUUCCUAGAGAAUCUAGAACAUCAGGACUCCUCAGAGCAGAUAAAGAUUCCUAACAGGGACAGCGGUAUCGACAGUCCAUCGUGCGCAGCUGAAGGGGAAGUGUUCCCUAAUGAGGACGCAAUUGAUGAGGAGGAUCAUUAUGACAGUGUCACGGAAACGGAGAGUCUGUCUUGUUGUGUUACCCUCAACAACAAACGGGAUUCAACUCAGGACGAGGACAGUGACUUGGACGAGGGGAGCGGUGGCGAAAUCAACUCUCUAACAGACACACAGAACGGCGAUCUGACCGAUGCACACACGGAGGCACAAAAAUGCUCAGAGGCGCAGAGGUUGUUCAACAUUGCCAAAGAACUUCUCCACACUGAAGAGGCCUACGUCAAGAGGCUCAACCUCCUCGACCAGGUGUUUUGCACUAAGCUCACAGAAGCUGGAAUCCCUCAGGAUGUCAUUACAGGAAUCUUUUCCAACAUUUCCUCCAUCUACUGCUUCCAUGACAAGUUCCUGCUUCCAGAGCUCAAGACACGAAUCACCGAAGAAUGGAACUCCAACCCACGUAUUGGGGACAUCCUUCAGAAACUGGCACCUUUCAUGAAGAUGUAUGGAGAGUAUGUGAAAAACUUUGACCGAGCAAUGGACUUGGUCAACACAUGGACGCAACGGUCUUCACAGUUCAAGAGCGUCGUUCAAAAUGUACAGAAACAGGAUGUGUGCGGCAACUUGACGUUGCAGCACCACAUGCUAGAACCGGUCCAGAGAAUUCCUCGCUACGAGCUCCUGCUUAAAGACUACCUGAGGAAGCUUCCCGAUGAUGCGCUUGACCGAAAGGAUACAGAAAAGGCAUUGGAGUUAAUAUCGACAGCAGCUAAUCACUCCAAUGCAGCGAUCAAGAAAAUGGAGAAGAUGCACAAACUGCUUGAGGUUUAUGAGAGGCUUGGAGGGGAAGAGGACAUUGUGAACCCAGCUAAUGAGUUGAUCAAGGAAGGACAUAUCAAGAAGAUGUCAGCCAAAAAUGGAACAGCACAAGACCGAUACCUCUAUUUGUUUAACAACAUGGUGCUCUACUGUGUACCUAAACUCAGACUAAUGGGGCAGAAGUUCAGUGUCAGAGAGAGAAUUGACAUUGCUGGCAUGGAGGUGCAGGAGAACGUGAAGCAGAACCUUCCCCACACAUUUGCCAUUAUUGGCAAACAGCGGUCACUUGAACUUCAAGCCAGGACAUCAGAGGAGAAGGAAGAUUGGAUUCAGGUCAUCCAAGCCACUAUUGAUCGACACAAGCAAAACAGCGAGACUUUCAAUAAAGCCUUCAACAGCUCCUUCUCACGGGAGGAUGACCACGCACCCGAAUCACCGGGUCCCUGGUCAAACACAUCCAUAGACUCAGAUGGCGAGAGGCUGCAUGAAAGGAAGAGUUCAAGAAAAAAAGACAAAGAGAAACAGACGUGUAAAGGAUGUAAUGAGAGUUUUAAUUUCACCAAGCGCAAACACCACUGCAAAUCCUGUGGAGGGGCCAUAUGUGCAAAGUGUUCAAAAACCUUGGACAAUAAAACAAGUCGAGUGUGCCCAGAGUGUUUUGAGGCCAGCCUGAGUUUGGAGAAUCUUGGUGGUGAACAGAAAAAGAAAGUAGCAGCAGAGAUAAAAACAUCACUAACAGGGGAGAACUGCCUCUUGUGUGGCCACCUGCAAGUGCAGGACAAAGGAAAGAGCUGGACCAAGAUGUGGGUGGCUGUCACAAAGGCUGAGCCACUGGUGUUAUAUCUGCAGAGUAACGGGCAGGACGUGAAAGGAGCAAGAGCCAUUCCACUGCCUGGGUUUGAGGUGACCACGCCGUCGCCAACCGCAGAGGUCAAGCAUGCAAUUCGGCUGAGUCACAGUCAGCAAACUGUGCUGCUAAAUACCCAAGAUGCGGAACUUCAAGCCAAGUGGGUGGAGCUCCUCUCAAAAGCAGCCCGUGGGGAAGCCGCCGCAGAUGCUUCAACAAAUCUGACUGAACACCAGAAGAGCCAAUAG
Molecule: messenger RNA, 2673 nt
Organism: Nerophis lumbriciformis (worm pipefish)
Lineage: Eukaryota; Metazoa; Chordata; Actinopteri; Syngnathiformes; Syngnathidae
Source: RefSeq, a predicted model, not a curated record